This is a messenger RNA of Lepisosteus oculatus (spotted gar), 817 nucleotides long. The record is from RefSeq and is a predicted model, not a curated record. NCBI's taxonomy places the organism in Eukaryota, Metazoa, Chordata, Actinopteri, Semionotiformes, Lepisosteidae.
GUGUGUCCGGCGAGGAGGAGCGACUUCCUGCGGCGUUGUUGAGGAAGGAGCGAGUCAGCGAGAACGAGUGUGUCGCUGUCGUUGACAUUUGGCUUAACAACACGGAGAGGGUUCAGUCCGCUUGCUAGCGAAUAUGCCGAAGAAUAAAGGUAAGGGAGGUAAAAACAGGCGACGUGGUAAGAACGAGAAUGAGUCCGAGAAGAGAGAGCUGGUGUUCAAAGAAGACGGCCAGGAGUACGCCCAGGUAAUUAAGAUGCUGGGGAACGGGAGGUUGGAAGCCAUGUGUUUCGACGGCAUCAAGAGGCUCUGCCACAUCAGGGGGAAGCUAAGAAAAAAGGUUUGGAUAAACACAUCUGACAUCAUAUUGGUGGGCCUGAGGGACUAUCAGGAUAACAAGGCAGAUGUCAUUCUGAAGUACAACGCAGAUGAAGCCAGGAGUUUGAAAGCGUAUGGUGAACUUCCAGAACACGCUAAAAUCAAUGAAACAGACACGUUUGGUCCUGGAGAUGACGACGAAAUUCAGUUUGAUGACAUCGGAGAUGACGAUGAAGACAUUGACGAUAUCUAAUUUUGGACUUUAAGUUGUCUUCCUAAACAGCACUGACUCCUCUGCUAUGGAAGACAAACGAAGACUCUGGUCAACCCUAAAACAAACAGGAGUCCAUUUUCUGUCCCUAAGUCCAACAGUUCCAAAUCCCAUCGGUGGUAACAAAUAUCAGAUUUCUCAGUUUUGUUUUAACAUAUUUAUAUUUUAUUUCAGUAGAGGUGGAGUUUAUGGUCAAAUACAGAAUAAAUUUACAAUAAAAAGUUAAAUCAU